Molecule: messenger RNA, 998 nt
Organism: Polyodon spathula (Mississippi paddlefish)
Lineage: Eukaryota; Metazoa; Chordata; Actinopteri; Acipenseriformes; Polyodontidae
Product: neuroblastoma suppressor of tumorigenicity 1-like
Exons: 4
Coding region: 361-900 (179 amino acids)
Biological process (GO): animal organ morphogenesis
Molecular function (GO): BMP binding; receptor ligand activity
Source: RefSeq, a predicted model, not a curated record
GGCGCGUUCCGCUCACCCUCCCACCCGGCGCAUUUCCCUGAAUCAUUUGGCUUCAAGAUGUUUUUGAUAGUGUAAGGUUUUUUUUUUGGUGGGGGUCCAGCUCUGACGCUGUUAUUGACCAUUUCUUCUGCGUGUCCUACUUCCAUCUUCGGAUUCUUCUCAAUACAAACCCCGGUCUCGUUGCAGAGACCCUCGGCGCGCCGGAUCACGGGACCCUGACUGAACCCUUUGCGGGUGUGCAAGCACUGAGCCCGGACUGCUCCCUCGCACCCUGCCAGCGCCGACCAGCGCGCACCGCAAACAGGACUGACACCGUUUCAUGUCUUUUUAAAAAGUGGUUGCUGUAGUGCUGCUGGAGCGAUGCCGAGCUGCGUUGUGAUUGGCUGGCUUCUGCUGCUGCCAGUUCUGUGCCUGACCGCGCCCGCUCAUAUUAACCGCCUGGCGCUGUUCCCUGACAAGAGUGCCUGGUGCGAGGCGAAGAACAUCACGCAGAUCGUGGGGCACAGCGGCUGUGAGGCACAGUCCAUACAAAACCGGGCCUGUCUGGGGCAGUGCUUCAGCUACAGUGUGCCCAACACCUUCCCCCAGUCCACAGAGUCCCUGGUGCACUGCGAUUCCUGCAUGCCAGCCCAGUCACUGUGGGAGGUGGUCACCCUGGACUGCCCCGGGAACAAGGAGAUGCCCCGCGUGGACAAGCUAGUGGAGAAGAUCCUGCACUGCAGCUGCCAGUCCUGCGGCAAGGAGCCCGUCCUGGAGGGGGAGCUGUUCAACGUGUACCUGAAGCCCCCCGUGCUCCCCCAGCCUGGCCAUGGCCACCACCACCUGGAGAGAGAGGGGCAGGGGGAGGGGGAGAGCGAGCAUGCUGCCCUGCCAAAACACACUGAGAAACAAGAGGACUAGACCCUUCCCUCCUCCCCCUCACCCCCUCCCCUCCUCUACCCUCACUAUCUCCCUCCUUCCCCUCUCCUCCUCUCCCCUCACUGUAUCCUGCCCUCCCC